AUGAGCAGCUUCAGAGUUCUAGACUUGGUAAAGCCCUUUACCCCAUUUCUGCCUGAGGUUAUCUCUCCAGAGAGAAAGGUCCCCUUUCAACAGAAGUUGAUGUGGACUGGAGUCACUCUUCUGAUCUUCUUGGUCAUGAGUGAAAUUCCCCUGUAUGGUAUCACUUCAAGUGACUCCUCUGACCCUUUGUUUUGGCUGCGUAUGAUGUUGGCCUCUAACAGAGGAACGCUGAUGGAGUUAGGUAUCUCUCCUAUUGUCACUUCUGGAAUGGUGUUCCAACUGUUGCAGGGAAUCCAAAUCUUGGACGUGAACAUGGAAAACAAAGCAGACAGAGAGUUGUUCCAAACUGCUCAAAAAGUGUUCGCCAUUUUGCUGAGUAUCGGACAAGCUACUGUUUAUGUUUUAACUGGAAUGUAUGGCCCCCCUGGUGAACUAGGAGUUGGUGUCUGUCUUUUGUUGGUUCUUCAAUUGGUGUUUGCAGGUAUUGUGGUCAUUUUGUUGGAUGAACUCUUACAAAAAGGUUACGGUUUAGGAAGUGGAAUUUCUCUUUUCAUGGCCACCAACAUUUGUGAGCAGAUUUUUUGGAAGACUUUUGCUCCUACCACCGUUAACCGUGGAAGAGGUAAGGAAUUUGAAGGAGCUUUCAUUUCUUUCUUUCACCUGAUCUUGACCAAGAAGGACAAGAAGAGAGCUCUGUUGGAAUCAUUUUACAGAGACAACGCUCCAAACAUGUUCCAAGUUAUUGCUACUCUUGUCGUCUUUUUCACCGUUGUCUAUCUUCAGGGCUUCCGUUUGGAGAUUCCAGUUAAGUCUACCCGUCAAAGAGGUCCUUACGGAACUUACCCAAUCAGAUUGUUCUACACAUCCAACAUGCCAAUCAUGUUACAAUCCGCUUUGACCUCAAACAUUUUCAUUAUUUCCCAGAUGUUGUAUUCACACUUCCCUGACAAUGCCUUUGUUAAGCUCAUUGGAACUUGGGAAGCUCAACCUGGUUCAGCACAACUGUUUGCUGCCUCGGGAUUAGCCUACUACAUGCAGCCUCCAAUGUCCCUGAGUCAAGCUUUAUUAGACCCUAUCAAGACUGUCGUCUACGUUGUGUUUGUUUUGACCACUUGUGCCAUCUUCUCCAAGACAUGGAUUGAGAUUUCGGGAUCUUCCCCAAGAGACGUUGCUAAGCAAUUCAAAGACCAAGGAUUGGUUAUUGCUGGACACAGAGAUGCUACUGUUUACAAGGAGUUGAAGAAGAUUAUACCAACAGCCGCUGCAUUUGGAGGUGCCACAAUUGGUGCACUUUCCGUUGUUUCCGACCUUUUGGGUACUUUAGGUUCGGGAACCUCCAUCCUUUUGGCUGUUACAACCAUCUAUGGUUACUACGAGUUGGCUGUUAAGGAAGGUGGUUUUUCAAAGGGUGGACCCUCUGGAUUCGUUGAUCUGUAA
This is a messenger RNA of Komagataella phaffii GS115, 1437 nucleotides long. RefSeq names its product Essential subunit of Sec61 complex (Sec61p, Sbh1p, and Sss1p). Gene Ontology annotation, cellular component: Sec61 translocon complex; membrane. The record is from RefSeq and is a predicted model, not a curated record. The transcript has a single exon. The coding region runs from base 1 to 1437 and encodes 478 amino acids. Gene Ontology annotation, biological process: SRP-dependent cotranslational protein targeting to membrane, translocation; post-translational protein targeting to membrane, translocation. Lineage: Eukaryota; Fungi; Ascomycota; Pichiomycetes; Pichiales; Pichiaceae. Gene Ontology annotation, molecular function: signal sequence receptor activity; ribosome binding; transmembrane protein transporter activity.